AUGAAUCUUAACAAGUAUAAAAUAUUUCAGAAGCAGAUUGUGGAAGUGUGUAAUAUGAUGGAAGCUCACCAAGGAGUGAGUGCAGUAUUUGGAGUAGACUCACCCAACACGUUCCCCAUACUCGAGUCGAUAUGCACGAACUUUGAAAUUCCAUUCAUCACCGCGUCAUGGAAACCCACGAUUAUUCGAAAUCCUGAUCAAGCAAGGGCUUUGCUUAAUUUUCAUCCCGAAGCUGAGCUCUAUGCCAAAGGUUUAGCUGAGUUGGUGAAGAGUUUAGAAUGGUCUAGUUUCGUCAUUGUGUAUGAAACUGAAGAAGGCCUUGUGAGAUUGCAAGAAAUAUUGAAAUUACAGGAAUUAGAGAGAGGCAAAAAGAAAAAUGUGAUCAUUGUUAAGCAACUUGGACCGGGUCCAGAUUAUAGAAAGUCUAUAGAUCUAGAUGCACACACUAUUGAUUUCACAGUGCUGGAGACUACUGCUAAUAUUACAACAGUUAGGAUUCAUGAUCCUUCUAGCGACGAUUUCAAAAAUGCCAUUCAUCGAUGGCAGCUAACUGAGUUCGAGAACCGCAAUAUUCGCAUGCAACUGGAUCCAAAGUCUAUAAAGACCGAAACGGUUUUGUUCCAUGACGCGAUUCUUUUACUCAGCGACUCCAUUAGUGAUUUGUCAGUUAAAUAUGGACUGGAUGAAAAGCCUAUUUCUUGCAAGGGAAAUGACACGUCAAUAAAUGGUUUCGCACUCAGGAAUUAUAUGAGAAUAAGAAAACCAUCAUUUACUCUGUCGGGACCAAUUAGCUUCAAUGAAAACGGGGACAGGAUCAAAUUCAAUAUUUAUUUGGUAGAUAUGGUGGACGACACAAUUCUAGCUACCUGGUUUGCCGGGAAUAAAACUUUGCAUGUGUCUAGGAGUUACAACGCAACAGUUGACGCGGCAAUUUUGAAUUUGCAGAAAAUCAAAGUGAUAGUAUCAUCGAGGAGAGCGCAUCUUGCCGUUUGUGACUUGACCAUAACUCCAGAAAGAAGAGAAGUUGUCGAUUUCAGUAUGCCUUUCAUGACACUAGGAAUUAGUAUUCUUUACAAAAAACCAGAUAAGAAAGAUAUUAACAUGUUUGCCUUUUUGGACCCGUUUUCUGGUGAUGUUUGGAUCUACACCGCAACAUUAUUUCUCGUUAUAUCCAUCGUGCUCUAUUUCAUAUCUAGGAUGACUCCAGGUGAUUGGGAGAAUCCGCAUCCAUGCGAAGAUGAUCCUGAGGAGCUGGAAAAUAUCUGGGAUAUAAAAAAUUGUCUGUGGCUCACACUAGGGUCUAUUAUGACACAAGGCUGUGACAUUCUACCAAA
This is a messenger RNA of Leptinotarsa decemlineata (Colorado potato beetle), 1334 nucleotides long. RefSeq names its product glutamate receptor ionotropic, kainate 2. The record is from RefSeq and is a predicted model, not a curated record. Gene Ontology annotation, biological process: monoatomic ion transport. Gene Ontology annotation, molecular function: ligand-gated monoatomic ion channel activity; signaling receptor activity. Gene Ontology annotation, cellular component: membrane. Lineage: Eukaryota; Metazoa; Arthropoda; Insecta; Coleoptera; Chrysomelidae.